AUGCUUCUCGAUUGCAAUCUUUGCCUCGCCAAGCACUCUACGUCUCUACCUUCGAUCAUUGGAGUGUUGCUCGAGAACGGAGCUGAUGUGAACGACGUUUACUCUAUUGCCGCCAGCGAGAGAUUGGUGUUGGCGGCGGCGAGAGAUGGUGAUUUCGUUGAGGCGAAGAUGCUUCUCGAUUGCAAUCUUUGCCUCGCCAAGCACUCUACGUCUCUACCUUCGGUGGCGCCGCCGCUGAAGGACAAACGAGAUAGAGAGAGAUUUUCAUUCUCAUAUGAAGAAGAGAGAUGUAGACUUAAAAAAUGGGGAAAUUCGUUUGGAUGUUCGGCGUCCAGCGAGAGAUUGGUGUCGGCGGCGGCGAGAGAUGGUGAUUUCGUUGAGGCGAAGAUGCUUCUCGAUUGCAAUCUUUGCCUCGCCAAGCACUCUACGUCUCUACCUUCGGUGGCGCCGCCGCUGAAGGACAAACGAG
Microthlaspi erraticum is the source of this 469-nucleotide messenger RNA. The record is from the annotation of a GenBank genome assembly. Lineage: Eukaryota; Viridiplantae; Streptophyta; Magnoliopsida; Brassicales; Brassicaceae.